Messenger RNA from Odobenus rosmarus divergens (Pacific walrus), 1292 nucleotides. It is a transcript of the gene FAM110D, whose product is annotated as family with sequence similarity 110, member D. The record is from RefSeq and is a predicted model, not a curated record. NCBI's taxonomy places the organism in Eukaryota, Metazoa, Chordata, Mammalia, Carnivora, Odobenidae. The transcript has 2 exons. The coding region runs from base 136 to 960 and encodes 274 amino acids.
UUGUCCGGUCCUGCCCAGGGACCCCUGCAUCCAGCCUCGGCACCAGGGAGUCCCGGGCCAAUUACUCUUGGCUCCUCAACUAGCUGCGUUACUUCCAGUGGCUUAUGGGGUACAAUCCUACCCAGCUCCGCUGAGAUGAUCCUGGCCUCUCCCUCCACCCCGUCCAGGGGACGGACCCCCAGCGCAGCGGAGAGGCUGGAGGCCGACAAAGCCAAGUACGUCAAGACACACCAAGUGAUAGCACGACGCCAGGAGCCAGCUCUGCGUGGGGGUCCCGGACCGCUCACCCCGCACCCCUGCAAUGAGCUGGGGGCCCCUGCAUCGCCCAGGACGCCCAGGCCUGCCCGCCGGAGCAGUGGCCGGCGGCUGCCAAGGCCUGACUCCCUCAUCUUCUACCGCCAGAAGCGGGACUGCAAGGCUUCUGUGAACAAAGAGAACGCCAAGGGCCAGGGGCUGGUGCGGCGCCUCUUCCUGGGGGCCCCCCGAGACGCCACCUCGAGCAGUCCGGGCCCAACCGAGCGACCAGCGGCUCCUGGAGUUUGGGCCGCGCCCCAAGAUGCCCCGGAAGCAGCAGGAAAGCGGGCGCUGUGCCCCACCUGCUCACUACCCCUGUCGGAGAAGGAGCGCUUCUUCAACUACUGCGGCCUGGAGCGCGCGCUGGUGGAGGUGCUGGGCGCUGAGCGCUUCUCUCCGCAGAGCUGGGGCGCCGACGCCAGCUCCCAGCCCGGAACGUCGCCGCCGCUCGGCUCUGGGGACACCAGCGACUGGACGUCCAGCAACGGCGACACGGAACGCCCGGACGGUGCUGGCGGCGGCGGCGGCGGCGGCGGCUCAGAGGCGGCGGGCUCGGCGCGGGACGGGCGCCCCCCGGUGUCGGUGGUGGAGCGCAACGCGCGCGUCAUCCAGUGGUUGUACGGCUGCCAGCGCGCCCGCGGCCCGCCGCGCGAGUCCGAGGUGUGAUUGCGGCCGCUCGGGAGCGGGCUCCGGGGAGGCCCGGCUCCGGGGCCCGGGGAGGGCUAAGGGGUGGGCGCAGGGCUGGGCCCGGGCACGGGCAGGGACGCCCUGCCUCUGACGCGCCGGGUGCCUUUAGGCGAGCCCUUCCCUCUGGAUUCUUGGUUUCCCCCUGUGAACCUUGGGAGGAUGGGACAAAAGGAUUCCGAAGGCCCUUCCCAGAGCCGACGACGGAGGGGGAGGGGGCAGCUACGUGGCCCCUGUGGAGGCCGGGUCUGGGGAGAGAAGCCUGGGGUGGGAGGUCAGAGAACCUGAUGAAUAAAACCAAAACGUUAUUUAAA